AUGAAGGUCAUUGCUACUUAUUAUCCCCCGUCGUCUGUCCUAGAUUCAGCCAAAUGCACGCUUGCAGACGACGACGGAUCUGAGUUCUUGCUCGUCGCCAAAUUCAACAGAGUCGACGUCUACGCGAUACGACCAGACGGCCUCCACCACCAGACUGGAAUCGAAAUAUGGGGCCGUGUCAGAGCCAUCAGAACAGUCCCAACACAGGUGCGUGCCUCUGAAUCCACGACCACGCCUGCACUCGUCCUGACAGAUCACCCGGAGCCAGAGCUCAUCUUUCUCUCCUUGACCCAGUCUGGGACAGUCCUCACGGUGACCAAGCGUCUCUCCCUGUUCGAACGCAGUUCGCGUCCGGCGGAGUUCUUCCAUGGCGUCCUCGUCAGCCCCUUCGGAAAAUACGCUGUCGCGAGCGUCUAUACGGCACGACUGCGCAUCGUCUUGCUCGACGCCGAGGGGCAGUACGACAAGGACUUUGAUGCUCCGACCAAGGAACUUAACUUGCUCAGCAUCGCAUUCGUCGCCAAAAACACGCUGGCACUGCUUCAUGUCGACUAUCAGCAGCGGUUGCAGCUUCUUGCCCGUGACAUCAGCUCUAGCGACUUCCAGCUUUCACCAGCGGCCUCUCUGCUUCUUCCUCCCUUCGCGCUCCCGGAGGAUUGGUUCUCUACAGAAGAGCAUCCUCCUCGUCUCGUACUCGUCCCACCCGACCAAGAUGAGGGUCAUGACUUCAAUGGUGCCGUGUUGGUGGUCGGAGGACGCAAGAUUCUCCUCUAUGACCUCGCCUCCAACGAUGCUGCAGCGCACAACCACAGCAAGGCUCUUCGGAUGGAGAAAAAGAAACGCAGUGUCGAUGCAGAAGAAGCGAGCAGGGCAAAACAGAAGGAGAAAGAACGUGAACGAUUUAAGAAAAAGCCGCGUGCAACGGUCGAUUGGCCGUGGUCAGAGGUCACAGCAUUAUGCACACUGGAUGAAAGCCACACAAAAUUCCUCAUCGGUGACAAGUAUGGCCAACUGGCAAUGCUGAACGUUGACAUUACCGAAGGAUUCUCUUUGACCCUCAUCGCUCUUGGAGAGGUGGGUUUGCAUUCCUCACCCACUACUCUGACGUACCUUACCAACCAGGUCAUCUACCUCGGCUCUCACUAUGGCGACUCCCAACUCCUACGGAUAAGCCAAGCCCCCGUGUCCAGCCUGAAUUCUCCUACUCUCCCUGUUCCCUCAUCAGUACGAACCAUCCGACCAGCUGAACUGGGUGCAUUGGGGAAGAGGCGUGCCACCGACGUUGCAGAUGGUGUGGUUGUCAAUGGUUCGGGCAGCCACUUGGCCGAGCUAGAGAGAUUCACCAAUCUCGCUCCAAUCGUGGACGCCGUGCUAGUAGAGAUCGACAACACCGGUCAGAAAGAGAUUGUCACAUGCUCGGGGGGUAGGAACACAGGCUCUCUCAGAGCUGUAAGACGGGGUGCCGAUUUCAAAGAAGCCGCCAUCAUAAAAGGUGUCACCGGCGUGACCAAGGUUUGGACCCUUCGUCAGAAGUACAGCGAUAGUGAACACACUCAUCUCGUUGUGUCCACCCUUGGCAGGACGCAUGUUUUCCGCUUUGACGAGGCGCGAGGCCGGGUGGUGUCCAGCUUACCAGAGAUGCCGUCUGGAUUUGAGACGUCGACCUGCACACUCGGUGUCGCUAACGUCAUGCGUCUUACUAAGAAGGAUAGCUCAUUGAUAUAUGACGAGCAUUCUUCUUUGGUGAUCCAGGUCGUCCCAAAAGGAGUUGUUCUUCUGGAAUAUAAUCUGGAGGCGGGACAGUUUACGCGCAGAAGCGAACUUCCCCUUGACAAGAUCAAUGACCGCAAUAUCCUACCUCAGGCGUUGUCAGGGCAAGAGGUCGUGGCUGCGGACAUUAACGCGUCUCAAGUAAUCCUUGCACUCAAGUAUGGCUGGAUGUUACAGCUCGCGAUCGUGGAUGGCCAGUUUGCAUCGCAGCGGAGUCGACAGCUUUUGGACGAAAUCUCUGCCGUCUCCUGUGUCCCGCUGAGUGGUAAAAGCUUCGCGAAACAUACGACUCAUAUUGCUGUAUCGUUUUGGAAGUCGGAUCACGUCAAAAUCGUGAAGCUUCUCAGCCCAAGAGAGGCUGCAGCCUCACUCUCGGAUUGCCUCAUCGCGGAUGUGUGUGCGUCGGAACGGCUUCCUGCUGCACCGCGAUCGCUGCUGCUGCACGCCUUCGGUAUUAACGGAGAUGAUAAGCAGACGCACCCUCACCUUCUUGUGGGCCUGGUCGAUGGCACUGUCGUCUCAUUUGCAUACAAGGACAAUGCACUCGUGGACAUGAAGCUGAUCUCUGUUGGCGUGCUGCCUUUGUCCUUGCACCCGGUUGUAGUCAAUGGAAAGAGUGGAGUAGUGGCAUGCGGCAGUCGGGCGUCUGUAUUAGGCUGGGAAAAAGGGAGACUUGUGCACUCACCAUUGAUGAUCAAGGCUAGCAUUCCGUCUGACGUUAACGCUGCUGCUUACGUGAAUACGAGGGCGUAUCCUGCGUCCGUGGUCCUUGCGGGUAUGGAGUCUCUUGUGAUCGGAGCGGUGACAAGUUUCGAGAAGAUCCAUGUGCGCUCGGUUCCUCUCGGGUAUGACUCUCCACGAUGCAUUGUCCACUGCCCGUCAUGGAAAGCCUUUGCUAUUGCUUGCCUGCGCAUGAUGCCUGCUCGAGUCAGUGAGGUUGAAGGCGAAGUGUUCAAUUCAUCGGUGCAACUUUUCAACGAGACCACGUUUGAGAAGAUCGCACAGUUAAAUGUGAAGAACAGCGAGGAUGUAACUGCUCUUCAUUACCUGACGGUUACGCUGGCCGGUCAGGUUAUUAACUUCGUUUGCGCGGGGGUGACAGUUUACGAUUACCACGAGCGCGAGCCUUCGCAAGGUCGCGUCAUUUUGCUGCAGAAAUCAACAGGCAACAAUCUCGCUGCUACGCAGGCGCUGACCGUUACGAUAACUGCAGACGUAAAGGGGUGCAUAUAUGCGCUUACCUCGGUGGGCGAUACCAUCGUCGCAGCCGUUAACAGUUCGCUCGUCCUCCUUCGCAUCCAAUACGCAAACAAAAGCAUAUCGUUGCGCGAGGUGACCGUAUGGAAUCAUAAUUACCUGAUUACGACGCUUGUGUCGUAUGGCGAUCUGCUGCUCGUCGGCGACGCCCUCACAUCCGUUUCGUUGGUCAAAGUGAACGACUCGCAGGUAGAGCUGGUCGCCAAAGACUAUGGUUCGCUGUGGCCCACGUGUGCGCAGUUGCUAGAUGAGAAGAGUCUCAUUGGGGCGAAUAGCGACUACAACAUGUUCGCGUUCCGUCUACAAAAGACGGAAUUACAAAAAUUGUUGGAGAGAGAGGGCCAUUAUUUCGUCGGCGACAUCGUUAACAAGUUCGUGCCAGGUAGAGUCUGUGUUUGUUCGGAUGAUUUGUCUGAGGUGUCAGCGGACGUUCCAUUGCAGGCUCAGCAACUGUUCUUCACACCUACUGGACAAAUCGGCGUCAUAAUCAACGUGGACGAGGAGCUUUCUUUGCACAUGACUGCUUUGCAGAGGAACUUGUCGACUUACUUCGAGCGCAAGGAGGGAGUAAGCCAUUCUAGGUUCCGAGCCCCCAAAAACAACUGGGGCAGAAGCGAUUCUGAGGCGUCGUCAUUUGGCUUCCUCGACGGAGACUUCCUAGAACGGUUUUCGCUGCUAAUGGAGGACCCACGAGCGCUCCGUCAAGUGAUGGACGGACAAAGCGAGCCUGAGAGAUUAACAAUCUCUCCUCAGCGGAUCCAGAAGGUGCUAGAGCGGUUGCAGAGUAUGCAUUGA
Messenger RNA from Pisolithus orientalis, 3822 nucleotides. RefSeq names its product CPSF A subunit region-domain-containing protein. Gene Ontology annotation, molecular function: nucleic acid binding; protein binding. Gene Ontology annotation, biological process: DNA repair; proteasome-mediated ubiquitin-dependent protein catabolic process. Gene Ontology annotation, cellular component: nucleus; site of double-strand break. Bases 1 to 3822 code for a protein of 1273 amino acids. Lineage: Eukaryota; Fungi; Basidiomycota; Agaricomycetes; Boletales; Pisolithaceae. The record is from RefSeq and is a predicted model, not a curated record. The transcript has 14 exons.